Molecule: messenger RNA, 8767 nt
Organism: Callithrix jacchus (white-tufted-ear marmoset)
Lineage: Eukaryota; Metazoa; Chordata; Mammalia; Primates; Cebidae
Gene: BICRAL
Product: BICRA like chromatin remodeling complex associated protein
Biological process (GO): positive regulation of DNA-templated transcription
Cellular component (GO): SWI/SNF complex
Source: RefSeq, a predicted model, not a curated record
UUUUGAGACGGAGUCUUGCUCUCUUGCCCAGGCUGGAGUGCAGUGGUGUGAUCUCAGCUGACUACAACCUCCACCUCCUGGGAUCAAGCAGUUCUCCUGCCUCAGCCUCCCAAAUAGCGGGGAUUACAGGUGCCUGCCACUGCGCCCAGCUAAUUUUUGUAUUUUUAGUAGAGAUGGGGUUUCACCAUUUUGGUCAGGCUGGUCUCGAACUCCUGACCUUGUGAUCCACCUGCCUCGGCCUCCCAAAAGUGCUUGGAUUAUAGGCAUGAGCCACCGUGCCCAGCUAGCUUUAAUUUUUUAAGAGAGCUAGUCAGCUGUUCAGGGCAGUGAUUUCCGAAUUCUUGGGGUGCCUAAAGCCCGUUCCCUCCACGCAAAUCCCAGUGUCAAGGCCUGCUAUUUACAGAGGGGAAUACGUUUUGCUCACAUCUGUUGGGCCAAGAAAUAGUUUCUAACCACUCAUCCAAGGAUUUCUCCUUAGCCUCAUAAAAUCCACCUGGAGUCAGCCACCCAUCUAGGGAUUCCAGGGUUGUUACUUGAAUGAGAAAAGGGAGAAUCUUCUCAGAGAAAACAGAAUUCUUCACUUUUGUGUCAUUAGUGUCUGAUCUUCAGAUUAUCUUCUCAUUUUAUUUUAUUUUUUUAUUUGAGAUGGAGUCUCACUCUGUCAUCCAGGCUGGAGUGCUGUGGCAUGAUCUUGGCUCACUGUAACCUCUGCCUCCUGGGUUCAAGCCAUUCUCCUUCCUCAGCCUCCUGAGUAGCUGGGAUUACAGGCGUGUGCCACUACACUCAGCUACUUUUUGUAUUUUUAGAGACAGGGUGUUGCCAUGUUGACCAGGUCUCAAACUCCUGACCUCAGGUGAUCUCAGGCUCCCGGCCUGUCUUUUCAUUUUAAAAUCAGAGUCAGAUUUUACAGUUUUGCUUUGGUAAAUUUACUUUGAUGGACCGUAGAUCAUCCUGGUGAAAGGAACCCCUGGAUUUAGCCCUAUCGUGACUGCAUUCUGGCAUUAUUGAAAGCUGGAGAAUACAAGGCUAAGGGUCAUCUCUUUUCAUUUGAAACUGUUUAAAGUGAGAAAAGAGUGUGGCCCUUUAAAAAGUCAAAUUCUCAGGGUGCCCCUGACUGUAAAGGCUCCUAGAGUUCUCCCGACUGGGACCAGAGAAGGCCUGCCUGGCAGUUCCUGAUGCUGCUGAUAGGGGGCAGAUAUCCCCAGGGAACCUUCUUUCAAGCCAAACGUUUGACCCCUAGUUUUGUUUGGUAGAGAAGGUGGCACAAUGGCUUUUAAUCCCACUCAAUAUUAUAAAAUGGUUCCAUUUGCACUACUCAGGAAGUAGUUUGUCACUCUGAACUUAGGGGUCACAGAUGUUCUCUGUGCUUGAAAGUGCUAGUGGCAGUGACACCUCAGUGGAGUGACUGGAGUUGACAGGGUUUGUUUAACCCUUAGGGCACCUCAUCAAGUAGAGGAAUUAGGCAAGUGUGUCAAGUAAGAAGGGGAGCUGGGAGAGUUGUGGAAGUGUUUUUCUUUGGUGUAGGCUAUUUUUCACUUACAUAUUUAUUAAUUAGUUUGUUCCAGCGACAGACACUUAAAAAACUGAAUUCACAAACGAUCUAAGGGAAUUCAGUUUAAGCGCUUUGUAGGCAUAAUGUAUGUCAUGUUUGGCUAAUUUAUUCCAUAUGAUUGUGAUCCCUGAGAGACAAGCCUGUGGUAUGCUGAUGAGCCAUGGUUAACACAAUUUUGUCUUACUCAAUGUUGUCAGGAUUUUAGGGAAGACCUUCACACAGAUUUCUCUGUAUCUGUGUGAUGAUCGUUUUCCUGCUUUUCCUUUCUGUCCCAUCUUCACUCCUCCACAGUCAUGUUAACGCUAGGAUAGUCAUGCCAGUGUGCCCUUGAGUAACUCCAAGUCUCUUAGACAGCUGCCCUUGUUGAUUUCAGCCUUGGGAGUCACCUUUCUGUAUCUUUUCCCAUUCCUUCUUCCUCCUUUCUCAACCAUCAUUUCCUCCUCUCCACUGGAUUCUGCUCACAGGGCUUGUGAUCUCCCAGACCAUUCAGCAGCUGAAGGAAUUCACCAGCCAAGGGGAAGAUCCCACAGUGGGGGUACUUACCCCUUCCAGACUUCCUGAGGAAAGCUAGUUACCUUCCGUGUGGCAGGAGUACAUGUUAUAUUAGUUUGGCCUUGUGACUGUUAGCGGGGGAAGUCUGAGGGAACUGGAGAAGAGAUGCCAUUUCAACAGAGGAAAAACAUUUAGUAGAGACUGUCCCUUCUGCCUUCUCUGGGCGUGUCCCUCUUCUGGGCAUCUCUUCAGGAUUUCAUUCCUCCGUCCAACUGCCGUUCACAACUGCCCUUUCCAACUGCUCCAGAACUCUUGGCCCUGGCAUUCCGUGAUGUAAAUUAUGCCACGCAUGGUUCAAAAUGGGCAUGAAGUGGUGUUGCCAGGUGUCGGAUCACUAGUUUGUCAUGGAUGAUGAUGAUGACUCGUGUCUCCUUGAUCUUAUUGGAGACCCACAAGCAUUGAACUAUUUUCUACAUGGACCUAGUAAUAAAUCUAGCAAUGAUGACUUGACUAAUGCAGGAUAUUCUGCAGCCAAUUCAAAUUCAAUUUUUGCCAACUCUAGUAAUGCUGAUCCUAAGUCAGCCCUCAAAGGUGUAAGCAACCAGCUUGGAGAAGGGCCCAGUGAUGGACUGCCACUUUCAAGUAGCCUUCAGUUUCUUGAAGAUGAACUUGAGUCUUCUCCUCUUCCUGAUCUCACUGAGGACCAACCUUUCGACAUUCUUCAGAAAUCCUUGCAAGAGGCCAAUAUCACUGAACAGACGUUGGCAGAAGAGGCAUAUUUGGAUGCCAGUAUAGGUUCAAGCCAACAGUUUGCACAAGCUCAGCUUCAUCCUUCUUCAUCAGCAUCCUUUACUCAGGCUUCUAAUGUUUCUAAUUACUCAGGUCAGACGCUGCAGCCUAUAGGGGUGACGCAUGUGCCUGUUGGAGCAUCGUUUGCAAGCAAUACAGUGGGUGUACAACAUGGUUUUAUGCAACAUGUGGGGAUCAGUGUUCCCAGCCAGCAUUUGUCUAACAGCAGUCAGAUUAGUGGUUCUGGUCAAAUACAAUUAAUUGGGUCAUUUGGUAAUCAUCCUUCCAUGAUGACUAUUAAUAACCUAGAUGGAUCUCAAAUCAUAUUAAAGGGCAGCGGGCAGCAAACCCCAUCAAAUGUGAGUGGAGGGCUCCUGGUUCAUAGACAGACACCUAAUGGCAACUCCUUGUUUGGGAACUCCAGUUCCAGUCCAGUAGCACAGCCUGUUACAGUUCCAUUUAACAGCACAAAUUUUCAAACAUCUUUACCUGUGCAUAACAUCAUCAUACAAAGGGGUCUUGCACCAAAUUCAAAUAAAGUCCCAAUUAAUAUACAGCCAAAGCCUAUCCAGAUGGGUCAGCAAAAUACAUACAAUGUGAACAAUUUGGGAAUUCCGCAGCACCAUGUCCAACAAGGGAUCUCUUUUGCUUCUGCAAGCUCACCCCAGGGCUCAGUAGUUGGGCCACACAUGUCUGUGAACAUUGUAAACCAACAGAACACAAGAAAGCCAGUCACCUCACAGGCUGUGAGCAGCGCUGGGGGCAGUAUUGUUAUUCAUUCCCCCAUGGGCCAGCCUCACGCACCCCAAAGUCAGUUCCUCAUACCUACAAGCCUUUCUGUCAGUUCCAACUCGGUACACCACGUCCAGACUAUAAAUGGGCAACUUCUUCAGACUCAACCGUCUCAGCUCAUUUCUGGCCAAGUGGCCUCAGAGCAUGUCAUGUUGAACAGAAACUCUUCCAACAUGCUCAGGACCAACCAACCAUAUUCUGGACAGAUGCUUAACAACCAGAAUACUGCCGUCCAGUUAGUGUCUGGGCAGACCUUUGCCGCCUCUGGAAGUCCAGUGAUAGCCAAUCAUGCCUCUCCUCAGCUUGUGGGUGGACAGAUGCCCUUGCAGCAGGCGUCCCCAACCGUAUUACACCUGUCACCCGGGCAGAGCAGCGUUUCCCAAGGAAGACCUGGCUUCACCACCAUGCCCUCAGUGACAAGUAUGUCAGGACCUAGUCGGUUCCCUGCUGUCAGCUCAGCCAGCACUGCCCAUCCUAGUCUUGGGUCUGCAGUUCAGUCUGGUUCAUCAGGAUCAAACUUUACAGGAGAUCAGCUGACCCAGCCAAACAGGACUCCAGUACCAGUCAGUGUGUCUCAUCGUCUUCCAGUUUCUUCUUCCAAGUCUACCAGCACCUUCAGUAACACACCUGGAGCAGGAACCCAGCAACAAUUCUUCUGCCAGGCUCAGAAAAAAUGUCUGAAUCAGACUUCCCCCAUUUCUGCUCCCAAGACCACAGACGGCCUGAGGCAAGCACAGAUCUCUGGGCUCUUGAGCACCGCACUGCCAGGACAGGAUUCUGGAAGCAAAGUUAUGUCGGCGUCCUUAGGAACCGUACCACCACAGCAGGAAAAAGUAGUUGGAUCAUCUCCUGGCCAUCCAGCUGUGCAGGUGGAUAGUCAUUCGGGAGGACAAAAAAGGCCUGCUGCAAAACAGCUAACUAAAGGAGCUUUCAUUCUCCAGCAGUUGCAGAGGGACCAAGCCCACACUGUGACACCGGACAAAAGUCACUUCCGAUCACUAAGUGAUGCGGUACAGAGACUGCUCUCCUACCACGUGUGCCAGGGCUCCAUGCCCACUGAGGAAGACUUGAGGAAAGUGGACAAUGAAUUUGAAACAGUUGCCACUCAGCUCCUAAAAAGGACCCAAGCUAUGCUUAACAAAUACAGAUGCCUGCUCCUAGAAGAUGCCAUGCGAAUCAAUCCCUCUGCUGAGAUGGUGAUGAUUGACAGGAUGUUCAACCAGGAGGAAAGAGCUUCCCUAUCCCGAGACAAGCGCCUGGCACUUGUAGACCCUGAGGGUUUUCAGGCUGAUUUCUGUUGUUCCUUCAAACUUGAUAAAGCUGCUCAUGAGACACAGUUUGGCCGCAACGACCAGCAUGGCAGUAAAGCUAGCAGCUCUCCACAUCCACCGGCCAAGGCCCAAGGCAGAGACCGAGCCAAAACCAGUGUGACAGAACCCAUGAAUCAUGACCAGUUUCAUCUAGUGCCUAAUCACAUCGUGGUCUCUGCAGAAGGAAACAUUUCUAAAAAAACAGAAUGCCUUGGCAGAGCACUGAAAUUUGACAAAGUGGGCUUAGUUCAGUGCCAGAGCAUGUCUGAAGAGAAGGCCAGCCGGAGAGAGCCUUUGAAGGCCAGUGAGUGCUCUCCCGGCCCCGAAGGGCACCCGAAAACCUCAUCCAGGUCGGAUCACGGUACUGAGAGCAAACUCUCAAGCAUCCUAGCGGAUUCACACUUGGAGAUGACGUGUAAUAAUUCCUUCCAGGACAAAAGUCUGAGGAAUUCUCCAAAGAAUGAAGUUUUACACACAGACAUCAUGAAAGGGUCAGGUGAGCCCCAGCCAGAUCUCCAGCUGACAAAGAGUUUAGAAAACACAUUUAAGAACAUCUUGGAACUCAAAAAGGCGGGACGGCAGCCCCAGAGUGACCCCACGGUUAGCGGCUCUGUUGAGUUAGAUUUCCCCAACUUUUCUCCUAUGGCUUCACAGGAAAACUGCCUGGAAAAAUUCAUCCCGGACCACAGUGAAGGUGUUGUAGAAACUGACUCCAUUUUAGAAGCAGCUGUAAAUAGUAUCCUAGAGUGUUAAUAGCCGCAGUCCUCCCCUGACCCGCCCCAGACCCCACCCCGGACUAGUUACAUUCUUUCCUGGCAAAAGCAAAUGGAAAUGGUCUCCUGUCUCCAGCCUGCUUGAUCUUUCAUCACAGGUUAUUCUUUCUAAUCUCAAUCCUGUUCUUUGUUUAAGAGCAAUACUUGUCGUGAUUACAGGGAGAUCCUUUAGUAAAAUUAAUCCUUGUUAGAAAGCAGUCUGAUAGGCCCCACUCAUUUCAAGUGUUAUGAAAGUGCAUAUAGUCAUUUUGUUUAUUUGUUUUAUUUUUUAAAAACACUGUAACUCCAUGAGACCACAGUAUACUUGGCCCUGCAUAAAAUUUUGACAAUCAUAAGUCAUUUGAAAAGAACAGACUUAACUAAAAUCAAAUGAGACAGAUAGAAGCUACUUUUUAAAGAAUAUCCCACUGCAUCUCCAAAUUUAGUUUUGGAGGUUUUUUUUAAUUAUUUUGAGUUUUGUGUGUAUGUUUUAUUGUUAUUGAGGGGAAGGCCACAUUAUUCUUCCCCCUCAGCCAUCCUUGAGCAGUAAAUUGCUGGCUGCGCUGCCAGGGACCCGCAGCCCUGGUGGGAAAGCCAGUAGCACAUAGCAGGGCAUUGCAGAGCGUCCCUGUGGAUGGUUCAAGUGGAUGGUUCAAGUGCUUUUCUGAUGCUCCUGGAGCAAAACCUCAUGCUUUUAGGCAUAUCCAUGCUGAAGUUCAUCUAGGGAAUGUUCUGUUCUUAGUUACAACAGCAGAAUUUGAAAUCAUUUCACCAGGCUAAAUAAAGGAAAAUGGAAACCACUUAAGAGGCACAGUGUACAGGGGAGGCCGGGAUAGAGCCAUGAGGGUUAUAAUAUUAAUAUGUAUAUAUGUAAAAGCAUAUAUAUGUUAACUAUUGAGAAAAAACAAGUUUUGCAUUUAUAAUUGGAUAUAGUCAACAUAUGAUGUAUGUUUUUGUUUGUUGCUGGGUUUUGUUUCAUUUAACCUCUCUUUGCACCCUCUCCCACAACUAAUAACCAAGCAUCAAAAGCACCUUCAUUUGAAAAUUAUGUUGUAAUUUUUCAGUUUAAACUUUAAGGGGACUUUGGCCUUGUUUUUAUGCUUCUUGUCUGAGAACAGUAGUCACCCCGGCAGCAAUUCAUUACCAAAACACAGACAAACCAAAGGUAACCAGCUAGCCCACCACUAAAAGGAACUAUCUGAGACAUGAGAUUCUCAUUUGAGAGCCAAAGGAUACGCCCUGUCACGGUUUGUGUUUGGCCCGUGCUCAUAGUAGUGAGCAUGGCUUAUUGCUUUAUUUAUUUUUCUUUCUUGUCAGGAAGUGUUCUCCAUUUUCCUUUCUUGUAUACCUGUCCCAGGUUAUCCCUUUUCUGUUGUUACCUUUAUUCUCAAUGUCAUUGUAACCGUCACUUAUCUCCUCUCAUUGGGAAAGCUACAUGGUAGUAUUUUUAUGCACUCUUCCACAUAUACACACACACGUGUCUCUGAGCUGCUCGGAUCCAGAGGUCAUUUUGGUUACCGUGUGUACACACUCACUCUCCCUCUUAGUGUGUGUACUUCCUCAUUUUUCUCCCUGGCUCUAGAGGUGCAUCCACUGGUCUCCACUUUCAUGCGUUGCCAGAGUCUGCUUCUGGCUCUUGCCAGCAUGGGGAUGACCCUCACUGUCAUCAUGUUGGGCAUUUCUUUUCCAGAUUGGCCCGUGAUGUAAAGGAAGGCUUCUGAUUAGAAAACACAGCAACAGAAGACCUGUACCCCAUGCCCUUUUGUCCCACUACACACAAAAAAAAACCCUAUGAGAUGGCCAGUCUUCAGAAUAGCAACGUACCUUCACCCCAACCACUUGCCCCAGCCAAUACAAAUUGGAAAACCUGGGCCAUUUUAGGGUUACUGGUUUUUCCUUAUUUGUGCCAAUAUCGAACUUGCAGAUUUCCCCUUUUUCCUGUAUUGUAACAUAUUAGAAAGAUAAGUUGGUGUUGCCAGUGGGUACUUUGUGUUUGGGUGGCCCUGGGAUAACACCCUGCCCUGAACUCCAUGAUUUCAUAGGCUCUUCUUCCCUUAGGCCUCAUGCUCCCCUAAUUCCUAGCAAGACUUAAAGAUGAUCCCUCCUAAUCAAAUUCUCAUUGUGAAACUUUAUACCUGUCAGCUGCUAAUGAGUUACAUUAAUUACUGCAAAUCAGUGGAAUUCUCAAGAGACAAGAUAAGCUUCAUGUACAUUUGUCACCUCUCUUUCUUCCCUAUCCUGCCCUGCUGUCCCGAUCCUAGCUUUGCUAUAUACCAUCUUAAAGGGUUUUUAAGCCCUAACGCUUGUUAGCAAAUGGAGAGCCUAAUUUACCAAAAUGAAACUUGUAAAUUUUUGUGUCUUUGUAUGUAAGUUUACUUUUUAUGGAGGAAGGAUUCUAGAUAAUGACAGAUGAAGAUUAUGAAAUGUAUUUUACUCCCGUGAUUAGGUUCUACACACAUGGAUCAUAACUCGCGUGUCGAGCCCCCUCUGGUGAAGGGUAGGAGAGCUCAGCCUCGGAUGGCCAACAUUCAGUUGUUCAGGUUCAUUAGUCAAAGUUACGUUUUAGAACUAUUUGUACUCAGUAACAAAUAACAUUUUCUUUUUUUUUUCCUGUUGUUGUGGAAAAGUGUGAAUUUGUUAUUAAGCAUUUGAUUUUCUGUGUCCUUAAGUACUUCCUAAAGAUAAAGCAAAAUUUUAAUCUGGCAAUUACAAAAAAAAUAUUUUAGCUCUGAAGGAUUUAGUAGAUUCUGUUAGAUUAGGGAGGCCUUACAGACUGACUUGACUGAAAGAGGACGCGUCACUCGCUGUCAGUGUGGUGUGGGCUUUGUUUGCUUAAAUACCUUCAUUUGUAUAGUAUGUCUCACUUGAAAUUGCUUUGUAUACAUUUUGUAAAAAUAUUUAUAAAAUGUUUUGUAAAAAAAAAAAAAGUAUAACAAAUUGCAGUUUAUUUUGUUAUGUUGGAUAAAUACUGUUAAAAGAAACCAGUCAGUAACUAUAUUGUUAAUCCAUGGUUAGGAAAUGUUUAGAUGGAGAUUACAAAAUGAAACAACCAUUGCAAUACAGCCAAAGAUUUGGGAAAA